This is a messenger RNA of Dicrocoelium dendriticum, 2877 nucleotides long. The record is from the annotation of a GenBank genome assembly. NCBI's taxonomy places the organism in Eukaryota, Metazoa, Platyhelminthes, Trematoda, Plagiorchiida, Dicrocoeliidae.
AUGAAAGGGGGGGGGGGGGGGGGGGGGGGGCGGGGGGGGGGGGGGGGGGGGGGGGGGGGGGGGGGGGGGGGGGGGGGGGGGGGGGGGGGGGGGGGGGGGGGGGGGGGGGGGGGGGGGGGGGGGGGGGGGGGGGGGGGGGCGGGGGGGGGGGGGGGGGGGGGGGGGGGGGGGGGGGGGGGGGGGGGGGGGGGGGGGGGGGGGGGGGGGGUGUGGGGGUUGGGGGGGGGGGGGGGGGGGGGGGGGGGGGGGGGGGGCGGGGGGGGGGGGGGGGGGGGGGGGGGGGGGGGGGGGGGGGUGGGGGGGGGGGGGGGGGGGGGGGGGGGGGGGGGGGGUGGGGGGUGUGGGGGGGGGGGUGGGGGGGGGGGGGGGGGGGGGGGGGGGGGGGGGGGGGGGGGGUGGGGGGGGGGGGGGGGGGGGGGGGGGGGGGGGGGGGGGGGGUGGGGGGGGGGGGGGGGGUGGGGUGGGGGGGGGGGGGGGGGGGGGGGGGGAGGGGGGGGGGGGGGGGGGGGUGGGGGGGGGGGGGGGGGGGGGGGGGGGGGGGGGGGGGGGGGGGGGGGGGUGGGGGGGGGGGGGGGGGGGGGGGGGGGGGGGGGGGGGGGGGGGGCGGGGGGGGGGGGGGGGGGGGGGGGGGGGGGGGGGGGGGGGGGGGGGGGGGGGGGGGGGGGGGGGGGGGGGGGGGGGGGGGGGGGGGGGGGGGGGGGGGGGGGGGGGGGGGGGGGGGGGGGGGGGGGGGGUGGGGGGGGGGGGGGAGGGGGGGGGGGGGGGGGGGGGGGGGGGGGGGGGGGGGGGGGGGGGGGGGGGGGGGGGGGGGCGGGGGGGGGGGGGGGGGGGGGGGGGGGGGGGGGGGGGGGGGGGGGGGGGGGGGGGGGGGGGGGGGGGGGGGGGGGGGGGGGGGGGGGGGGGGGGGGGGGGGGGGGGGGGGGGGGGGGGGGGGGGGGGGGGGGGGGGGGGGGGGGGGGGGGGGGGGGGGGGGGGGGGGGGGGGGGCGGGGGGGGGGGGGGGGGGGGGGGGGGGGGGGGGGGGGGGGGGGGGGGGGGGGGGGGGGGGGGGGGGGCGGGGGGGGGGGGGGGGGGGGGGGGGGGGGGGGGGGGGGGGGGGGGGGGGGGGGGGGGGGGGGGGGGGGGGGGGGGGGGGGGGGGGGGGGGGGGGGGGGGGGGGGGGGGGGGGGGGGGGGGGGGGGGGGGGGGGGGGGGGGGGGGGGGGGGGGGGGGGGGGGGGGGGGGGGGGGGGGGGGGGGGGGGGGGGGGGGGGGGGGGGGGGGGGGGGGGGGGGGGGGGGGGGGGGGGGGGGGGGGGGGGGGGGGGGGGGGGGGGGGGGGGGGGGGGGGGGGGGGGGGGGGGGGGGGCGGGGGGGGGGGGGGGGGGGGGGGGGGGGGGGGGGGGGGGGGGGGGGGGGGGGGGGGGGGGGGGGGGGGCGGGGGGGGGGGGGGGGGGGGGGGGGGGGGGGGGGGGGGGGGGGGGGGGGGGGGGGGGCGGGGGGGGGGGGGGGGGGGGGGGGGGGGGGGGGGGGGGGGGGGGGGGGGGGGGGGGGGGGGGGGGGGGGGGGGGGGGGGGGGGGGGGGGGGGGGGGGGGGGGGGGGGGGGGGGGGGGGGGGGGGGGGGGGGGGGGGGGGGGGGGGGGGGGGGGGGGGGGGGGGGGGGGGGGGGGGGGGGGGGGGGGGGGGGGGGGGGGGGGGGGGGGGGGGGGGGGGGGGGGGGGGGGGGGGGGGGGGGGGGGGGGGGGGGGGGGGGGGGGGGGGGGGGGGGGGGGGGGGGGGGGGGGGGGGGGGGGGGGGGGCGGGGGGGGGGGGGGGGGGGGGGGGGGGGGGGGGGGGGGGGGGGGGGGGGGGGGGGGGGGGGGGGGGGGGGGGGGGGGGGGGGGGGGGGGGGGGGGGGGGGGGGGGGGGGGGGGGGGGGGGGGGGGGGGGGGGGGGGGGGGGGGGGCGGGGGGGGGGGGGGGGGGGGGGGGGGGGGGGGGGGGGGGGGGGGGGGGGGGGGGGGGGGGGGGGGGGGGGGGGGGGGGGGGGGGGGGGGGGGGGGGGGGGGGGGGGGGGGGGGGGGGGGGGGGGGGGGGGGGGGGGCGGGGGGGGGGGGGGGGGGGGGGGGGGGGGGGGGGGGGGGGCGGGGGGGGGGGGGGGGGGGGGGGGGGGGGGGGGGGGGGGGGGGGGGGGGGGGGGGGGGGGGGGGGGGGGGGGGGGGGGGGGGGGGGGGGGGGGGGGGGGGGGGGGGGGGGGGGGGGGGGGGGGGGGGGGGGGGGGGGGGGGGGGGGGGGGGGGGGGGGGGGGGGGGGGGGGGGGGGGGGGGGGGGGGGGGGGGGGGGGGGGGGGGGGGGGGGGGGGGGGGGGGGGGCGGGGGGGGGGGGGGGGGGGGGGGGGGGGGGGGGGGGGGGGGGGGGGGGGGGGGGGGGGGGGGGGGGGGGGGGGGGGGGGGGGGGGGGGGGGGGGGGGGGGGGGGGGGGGGGGGGGGGGGGGGGGGGGGGGGGGGGGGGGGGGGGGGGGGGGGGGGGGGGGGGGGGGGGGGGGGGGGGGGGGGGGGGGGGGGGGGGGGGGGGGGGGGGGGGGGGGGGGGGGGGGGGGGGGGGGGGGGGGGGGGGGGGGGCGGGGGGGGGGGGGGGGGGGGGGGGGGGGGGGGGGGGGGGGGGGGGGGGGGGGGGGGGGGGGGGGGGGGGGGGGGGGGGGGGGGGGGGGGGGGGGGGGGGGGGGGGGGGGGCGGGGGGGGGGGGGGGGGGGGGGGGGGGGGGGGGGGGGGGGGGGGGGGGGGGGGGGGGGGGGGGGGGGGGGGGGGGGGGGGGGGGGGGGGGGGGGGGCUUUUUGUGGUCAUUAGCCUAAAUGGCAUUUUUAUUGGCUUUUUAUUUGUGUUUUUUAUGGUGCGUUGUGUACUUUUCAUGUUUCGGCGGUAA